AUGUCGGACCUGAAUGCAAACGAGAACGAAAGUGAAGCAAAUCCGAGUGCUUCCGAGGUACUACGAGUAGCUGUACAUCAAUUAAUUGAUGACCUUGUGCAGAAUCCUUUGGGUCGCCAGCUUAACUUUAUUGAAGGGGGCUGUACUGUUAAGCAAUUCAAUCGAAUGCACCCUCCUUUAUUUGAUGGUAGAGGCGAUCCAACUCUAGCAGAGGAUUGGAUUCAGGACAUUGAGGAGAUUUUGCGAGUUCUAACCUGUACUGAGGAGCAAAAGGUGGCGUACGCCACAUUCAAGCUUAUUGGGGAAGCGAAGAGGUGGUGGAUCUCUGAAAGAUCUAUCAGAGAAGCAAAAGGGACAGAGAUAGUCAGUUGGCUGCACUUCAAGCAGAUCUUUCUUGAACGCUUUUUCCCUAGCUCGUUCCGUGAGGACAAGGCUAUGGAAUUUGCCACCUUGGUUCAGGGAACAAUGACGGUACAUCAGUAUGCUGCUAGGUUGACUAAGUUAUCCCGUUUUGCUACUUAUCUGAUUCCCGAUGAGGAAAAGAAGGCACGCAAAUUUGAGCAAGGACUGAAUGAGAAACUGUAUGAGCGUGUGGUGGGUUUCCAGAUUCGGAACUUCUCAGAAUUGGUGAAUAAAGCAACAGUUUUUGAAAGAACCCUUCAAAGAAGUGCUGCGUUGCAUGAACAGAGGAAAAGGACUACUCCUACCGGGUACCAUUCUGGCAUGGACCAGGGACGGUGGAAAAGGAGGAGUGAAGGUGGUAGUUCGGGAGAAAGGCCGGUUCAGAGUAAUCAACAGCCCUACCAGUGUAGGACAUGCAAUCAAGUGCACUCCAGAGAGUGCAGAAAAGGGGCGGGAUUGUGUUUUCGUUGUGGCAAAUCAGGACACUACAUCAAGGAUUGCCCAACGCAAAAUAGAAGCAACCAGACGUUCAUACCGCCACCUUAG
Juglans regia (Persian walnut) is the source of this 948-nucleotide messenger RNA. RefSeq lists its product as uncharacterized. The coding region runs from base 1 to 948 and encodes 315 amino acids. NCBI's taxonomy places the organism in Eukaryota, Viridiplantae, Streptophyta, Magnoliopsida, Fagales, Juglandaceae. Gene Ontology annotation, molecular function: zinc ion binding; nucleic acid binding. The record is from RefSeq and is a predicted model, not a curated record. The transcript has a single exon.